AUGAUUGGGCAAAUUCUAAACUUCGAGCCUCUCACCGGAAAGAACGCCACAAAAGAUCGGGUUUUAAGCGGGCUCAACUCAGUUUCGUUAGUGCACAUAGCAGCUCAUGGUCAUACAGAAACCGGAGAAAUCAUUUUGUCUCCUAAUUUUUCUAGUAGUGCCAAAAGACCUAAAGAGAAAGACUUUCUUUUGACGAUGGCAGAUGUGUUGGAUGCAAAAGUGCGCGCCAAGCUUGUUGUCUUAAGCUGCUGCAACAGUGGGCGAGGAAAAAUCAAAGUCGAAGGAGUGGUUGGUAUUGCACGUGCCUUUUUAGGAGCCGGUGCGCGUUCUGUUAUUGCCACACUGUGGGCGAUUGAUGACGAAGCCACUCUUGCGUUUAUGAAACCUUUUUACGAACAUUUAGUAGCAGGGCAAAGUGCAAGUAAGUCCCUUCAUCAGGCCAUGAAAUGGAUGAGGGAGUCGGAAAAAUUCAAUGCCGUGAAGCACUGGGCUCCAUUCGUGCUGAUCGGUGAUGACGUGACAUUGAAUUUCGGUCAAUGA
Molecule: messenger RNA, 540 nt
Organism: Porites lobata
Lineage: Eukaryota; Metazoa; Cnidaria; Anthozoa; Scleractinia; Poritidae
Source: the annotation of a GenBank genome assembly